Molecule: messenger RNA, 1464 nt
Organism: Rotaria sp. Silwood1
Lineage: Eukaryota; Metazoa; Rotifera; Eurotatoria; Philodinida; Philodinidae
Source: the annotation of a GenBank genome assembly
AUGCCUGUUGAUACAUCUGCUGAGAACAAUUCAAAGAUUCAAUCAGAACAUUAUGCAAAUGGACGAGUGCUGUCUUGUACUCAAGUUUUCUUCGAACAACUAUUUACACGUAAAUCAAUGAAAUCAUUACUAGUUGAGCACGCUACAAAGCAAGAAUUUGAACGUAUGCUAACUUGGAUUCAACUACUUGCUAUGGGUGUUGGUGCUACUAUUGAAUAUUUAGCAUGGUUUAUUGGAUGGAAUUCCGUGCUACUUUACCUAUUCGCCGUUUUGACAGUGGUAGUUGCUUGGAGCAAGCAUGUUGUCCUAUUUAUUGAUAUUGUAUCUGAUUAUAAUGUAACAAGCAUGAUUGUUCAAGCACCAGUGGCUUGGGACGAAGACGCAGAACAUCUUUUUGUCACUGGUCAAGUGAUUAAUAUACCUGCUAUUGCAAUUAUUAUUGCAAUUACAAUUCUUCUUAUUAUUGGGAUUCCUGCAACAACUAUAGUCAAUCUUGUAUUGGUUGUGUUUAAAAUUAUUAUACUUUUAAUAUUCAUUUUCGCCUGUUGUAAUUAUGUAAAUGUCAAUAAUUAUAAUCCAUUUUUUCCACCAAAUGAAGGUUCGUUUAGUGAAUAUGGAGUAACGGGCAUGUUGCAAGCAUGUACUUAUGUUUUCUUUGCAUAUGUUGGUUUUGAUUCAGUUUCAACAGUUGCACAAGAAGCAAGGUCACCAGAGAGAUCUCUGCCAAUUGCUAUUAUUGGGUCAACAAUUAUUUCAUUGCUGCUUUAUGUUGGAGUCGUUCCAUAUAGGUUAUUAGACACAGAUAGUCCUCUUGCUGAAGCAAUAAAAGCUACACCAUACGGUCUUUGGUUAUCGAUUUUUAUGGAUUUAGGUGCCAUUGCUGGCCUUACAAGUGUAGCACUGUCUGUGAUGCUCUCACAGACCCGAAUAUUUUAUGCAAUGGCUCAUGAUGGUUUACUACCACCAAUCUUUGCUAAAAUUCAUCUCCAGCGGGCAACUCCAUGGGUGUAUAUAUUAAUUAUUGGUGUAUUUUGCGCUAUUGUUUCGGGUAUUUGUCGAGUAGAUAUUCUUGGCGAAACAUCGUCAAUUGCCGCCUUAAUUACAUAUAUUUUCGUACAAAUUACAGUCAUAGUCAUACGUUAUAGACACAAAGAUAUUCCACGGCCAUUUGAAGUGCCAUUUGGUCCAUGGCUAAUUCCGACUGUUGGUUCCUUACUGUGUAUUCUUCUGAUGCAAGGUAUAACGAAAACAACAGGUUAUCGGUUUCUUGUGUGGACAGCAUUAGGUCAAAUUAUUUAUUUUUCCUAUGGUUUUUGGCACUCUAAACGACGAAAAUCAAUAAAAAGUGCAUCUAUUUCAAGUGCAGUCGGGCUUCUACCAACAGUAGCAAGUAUUACAGAACAAUAUACGCAAUAUGGACUUGAAUCAGAUUUAGCUAAUGAAAAUAGUGAAAGUAAAGUAUAA